UACCGAAAAGCCGCGCGAAUCGUUGUCGAUUCCCGCCAUCCUUACACAGUUUGACUGCAGAGCUUUGCUUGAGGCGUCUCGUUCGAUGCAUCUGAAUUCCUUUCUUGGCAACAGCGUCGCGCUCCGCCAGAGAUGAGCCGUGCCGUGUGGUCGUGAGAGCUGUUGUCAGUACACAAUCAUCUCGCUCCCGUCACGCGCAUUGUAUAUUGAGGCGGAGGAGUGAGAGAGAGGUCGGAACAAAGAACACAACAUUCGCGGCACUGGCUCCGGGCAAUCCAAGGGACUCAAAAUCUAGCCAAGCCCGCCGAUCUUGUACGAUCGAGCAGUGAGCAAUGGCGGAAGACAACAAUAUUCCGCGACCUGGCUCACUUAAUGGACAUGAUCAACAGCGAGCGCCAGCCUCAGCUAAUAGCUCCGCUAAGCGCGCGCCGCCGAACAGUGCAAACAGCAACAAUGACUCAGACGAACGCCAGGCCAUCGAACGUGAACUUGCAGCAAAACUACGAGGCACAAGAGAUUACUUCAACAACCUGCCAACCUCAGAUUCAAAUGCCGCUCCGGUGAACGGAAACUAUGCGCCGACCAGUAGCGAUACACAGCCGCAAGCAGCAAAUUCAGAUCCGCAGUUCGUCGUCGCCAACAACAAUGGCGACGGGAAUGCUGGAGAUCAACAGCAAUCGCAGGUCUCCUUUGACGCAGGCCAGAACGCCGAGGAGCAAUCUCUGGAAGUCGACGAGCUAGAUACUGACUCUGCUCUUGGCAGUGACACAGAGAGUCAAACGGCAUCCUUGAGCGAAUCCAUUUACAAUUAUCGGAGAGAACACGGUCGGACUUACCACGCAUACAAAGAUGGCAAGUACAUCUUUCCCAACGACGAGCGAGAGGCGGACCGCUUGGAUUUGCAACACCACUUGUUGCGGAUAACGUACGCCAACAAGCUGUACUUCGCGCCUCUCCAGAAUCCCAAACGUUGUCUCGACGUCGGAACAGGAACCGGAAUCUGGGCAGUGGACUUCGCGGAUGAGUGGCCGGAAUGUCAGGUGAUUGGCAUAGAUCUCAGCCCAGGACAGCCCAAUGUGGUCCCACCCAACAUCAAAUUCAUAGUGGACGAUGCGGAAGACCAAUGGCUGUACGACGAGAAGUUCGACUUCAUCCACGCGCGCCUCAUGUCGGGAUGUUUCGCAGACUGGCCAGCUUUCAUUCGUCAAGCGUAUGACAAUCUGGAACCAGGCGGCUGGCUGGAGCUGCAAGAUUAUGGCCUGCCGGUGAGGUCGGCGGACGGAACACAUCUCGAUACCCACAUGCUGCGCUGGGGCGAGUUACUCCUCGAAGCGGGUCGAAAAAUGGGAAGACCACUGGGUUCAGAUGUCAGCGAGCAUUUCGAAACGUGGCUAGAGCAAGCUGGGUUCGUCGACAUUCAGCACAAAAUGUUCAUGUGGCCGACAUCUAGCUGGCCUAAGGACCCAUUCAUGAAAGAGUUGGGCAGGUGGACGCAAGUAAAUAUUAUUGAUGGACUCGAAGCCUUCUGUUUGGCCUUGUUGACGAGAGGACUUGGGUGGCAAAAGGAGGAGGUCGACGUGUUUGUUGCGAGGAUUUCGAACGACUUUCGGAACAAGAAGAUUCACGCAUAUUUUCCGAUGCCAGUGGUAUGGGCAAGGAAGCCUUUUCCGGGAGAGAUGGCGUUCCAUUGAGGUAUGGCCAGCGGCUUGUUCAGUUCUAUACAUUCAUCAGCAAUGGCGAAUGUGAUGCUGUCCCUGUUCUCAGCAGUUAGUCAUAUAUCUUCGAGUGGCGAAAACUCUGCUGGUCAGUAAUAACAUCGACAGUCUACAAAUGUUGUUGGGCC
This is a messenger RNA of Cercospora beticola, 1843 nucleotides long. RefSeq names its product class I SAM-dependent methyltransferase. Gene Ontology annotation, molecular function: methyltransferase activity. Lineage: Eukaryota; Fungi; Ascomycota; Dothideomycetes; Mycosphaerellales; Mycosphaerellaceae. The record is from RefSeq and is a predicted model, not a curated record.